Molecule: messenger RNA, 1544 nt
Organism: Pocillopora verrucosa
Lineage: Eukaryota; Metazoa; Cnidaria; Anthozoa; Scleractinia; Pocilloporidae
Product: proton-coupled folate transporter
Biological process (GO): transmembrane transport
Cellular component (GO): membrane
Molecular function (GO): transmembrane transporter activity
Source: RefSeq, a predicted model, not a curated record
AUGACAAAGGAAACAAAGUCCCUUCCGGAAAAGAGCAGUAAGGAACAUUGCAUCCAUAAAAUCACAGUUGAACCAGUGAUAUUUUGUUACGCGUUUGGGAUAAUUCUUCACGUCCCAGUCAUUCAACAGUAUAUCCACCGACGAAUCGCCGAGGAGAAAGGCAUUAUCUACAACACUACAGCUAGUCUAAGUAAUUGCGAUUCUAUGCGAGCCACUCGAAAUGGAGAAACUUUAAAAAUGCAAAAAGAAGUUCAGUCCGAAGCUUCCUUUAUGCAACUCGGCAUGGUGUUCUCUGCCAGUGCCCCGUCACUUUUGGUCGCGCUGUUUUUAGGGGCAUGGUCCGACCGCGCGGGGCGAAGAAGAGUGAUGGCUUUACCCAUAUUUGGAAGUGCAAUAGAGUCAGCCAUAAUAUUAUGGGUUAUCGCGUUCAAUCUUCCCAUCCAGACGUUACUUUUAGCAGGAUUUAUAAAUGGGUUGUGUGGUUUCUUCCCAACAAUGGUUUUGUCGGUGUUUUCGUAUGUGGCAGAUAUUACAGAAGAGUCCCAACGUGCUUUUCGACUCGGAAUCCUAGAGGCAACUGCCUUUAUAAGCGGUAUGCUCAGUCAUUUAAGCAGCGGUUGGCUAAUAAACAAAACAGGUUACAAAGCACCGUACAUGAUGAUUUUAUCGCUUCACACUUUCGCGCUGUUUUACGUAGUUUUAAAACUUCCUGAGUCAAGAGCGAAACAUUUAAUGGAGAAUUCCAACGUAAAAGUGUUCAGUUUACAUCACAUCCGGGUCAUCAUAUGCAUCUUUACAAACCCUCGAUCUGGCGAAAGAUGGCGCAUGUGCAUACUUAUGUUUACCUCUGGCCUUAUGAUUGUGUCCUCGAUUGGUUUUGGCAGUGUCAUUGUACUUUACGCCAUCGAUCGUCCAUUGUGUUGUAAUUCUAUCCUGAUUGGCUAUUACCUAGCAACGAGCUUCUUUGUGCAAGCUGUUGGGGCCAUUCUUGGACUGAAAUUUUUAAAAAUGAUCUUAUCAGAGCAUACUCUUAUGCAAGUAGGAAUGAUAUCUGUGAUAUGUUCACUGGUUAUGAUGGCAUUUGUUAAAAGCAAGAGAGCGUUGUUUGUUGUUCCUUUUGUAGCCUGUCUUGGUGGGAUUCCAACUCCAGUUAUCAGAGCCAUGAUGUCCAAAAUGGUUGAUCCAGAUGAACAAGGUGCAUUGUUUGCUGCUGUUGCGACUCUGGAGACAAUUUGCACUCUGUUUGGCGCCGCCCUAUUUAACUCAAUUUAUCCUUUAUUUUUACACAUUGGAUUAAAUGGGUUUUGUUUCCUUGUCAUGGCAUUUCUGAUGAUAGCUGCCCUUAUUUUGACCGAGAUCUUAAAGCGCAGGGAUCAAAAACCAAUGGAUCACCAAAAGGAAGAACGUCUGAAGCCGGAGGGAGUUAUCAACGAUGAAAAGAAAGAUCAAGAUUGCCCUUUAAAUGAAGAUAUAGAGAAAUAGCUCUUUCAAAGAACCUUAUCUAUAAACACGGGUCAAAUAUAUGGGAAUGUCUAAACUUGAUA